ACAAGGCAAAAAUUACUUGUAUUCUUUCCACGGAGCAUGGACUGCGUCCUGGACGGCAAAACGAGACUACCUUUGACAUUUACUCUGACCUUUUCAUCAGCCAUGUAUGCUUGCCAACAUACUGCCUGGUUGAAGUAUAAAAAGCAUAAACAUCUUUAUGGGAGCACCUCUGAAGAACGAAAAACGAUUGACGAAAUACUCAACAAGCUGGAAGAACUGCAUAUUGGUCUUACGCCUAUUAUUCGAGCCACACUCACGAAAAACUACGAAGAACGGCGUGAGGUCUGGAACGAAUUCAAGAACACCGCUCUCUUCCCUUGCCUUCAAAAGUACGACGAUGAACUCAAAGGUAAAAGAUAUCUCAUCUCAUGGGCCGACAUCGCACUCAUUGAGAUGCUUACUCGAUAUCAAAGCUGCUAUGACAGCUUCUACUUGGCGCAUUUCCCUAUUUUGAAAGAGUUCUGUGAUCGUUUCGAGGCACUGCCCCACAUGCGCCCAUACAUUCAGUCACGGCCGGAUUCCCACUUCUAA
Molecule: messenger RNA, 531 nt
Organism: Haemonchus placei
Lineage: Eukaryota; Metazoa; Nematoda; Chromadorea; Rhabditida; Trichostrongylidae
Source: the annotation of a GenBank genome assembly